AGCUCCCACCAGCUCUAGUUCCCGGGAGGAGAGAGAAAGCAGGGCGGAGGGAGACUGCUAAGAAGCACUGUUCCACACUCCAGACCCCAAACCUCCAGACCUGAGGUCCAACAACACCCAAUGGAAGACAAAAAGAAGAAACGGAGUCCUAAGCCCUGCCUGACCCAACCAGCACAGGCCCCAGGCACACUGCGCAGAGUCCCCGUGCCCACCAGCCACAGUGGCUCCUUGGCUUUGGGACUCCCUCAUUUGCCAUCACCCAAGCAGCGAGCCAAAUUCAAGAGAGUAGGCAAGGAGAAAUGCAGACCGGUGCUGGCUGGAGGUGGAGGCGGCUCCGCAGGCACACCCCUGCAACACUCCUUCCUGACAGAGGUGACAGAUGUCUAUGAGAUGGAGGGGGGACUACUGAACUUGCUCAAUGAUUUUCAUUCAGGUCGCCUGCAGGCCUUUGGGACGGAAUGUUCCUUCGAGCAGUUGGAGCAUGUUCGGGAGAUGCAGGAGAAGUUGGCUAGACUUCACUUCAGCCUGGAUGUGUGUGGCGAGGAAGAGGACGAGGAGGAGGAAGAGGAUGGGGUCACAGAAGGCUUGCCUGAGGAGCAGAAGAAGACAAUGGCUGACAGAAACCUGGACCAGCUGCUUAGCAAUCUAGAAGAUCUUAGCAAUUCCAUACAGAAGCUGCAUUUGGCAGAGAAUGCUGAGCCUGAGGAGCAGCCAACGGCGUAGGUGUCGCCUAGACUCUUCUCUCCUCUUCAAACUGUGACUUUUUACGGAUUCGGGAGCCCCUAGGUGCUAUGGGGUCGGGGGCACUGGCUGGAAUUAAACAAACUGAAAAGCGA
Messenger RNA from Arvicanthis niloticus (Nile rat), 836 nucleotides. RefSeq names its product coiled-coil domain containing 28B (gene Ccdc28b). NCBI's taxonomy places the organism in Eukaryota, Metazoa, Chordata, Mammalia, Rodentia, Muridae. Gene Ontology annotation, cellular component: centrosome. The record is from RefSeq and is a predicted model, not a curated record.